UGUGAGACUGUGGCGAUGUCUGGGAGAGGAAAGGGCGGUGGUGGGAAAGCUCGCGCGAAGGCGAAGUCCCGGUCAUCCCGGGCUGGGCUGCAGUUCCCGGUGGGCCGUGUUCACAGGCUCCUGAGAAAGGGUAACUAUGCUGAGCGUGUGGGUGCCGGAGCGCCGGUCUAUCUGGCUGCGGUGCUCGAGUACCUGACGGCUGAAAUCCUCGAGCUGGCCGGUAACGCGGCCCGCGACAACAAGAAGACCCGCAUCAUCCCCAGGCACCUCCAGCUGGCCGUGCGCAACGACGAGGAGCUCAACAAGCUGCUGGGAGGGGUGACCAUCGCUCAGGGUGGGGUGCUGCCUAAUAUCCAGGCCGUGCUGCUGCCCAAGAAAACCGCCGCUGGGGGCGCCACUAAAAAGUGA
Messenger RNA from Stegostoma tigrinum, 408 nucleotides. Its product is annotated as late histone H2A.2.2-like. The coding region runs from base 16 to 408 and encodes 130 amino acids. Gene Ontology annotation, cellular component: nucleosome. Gene Ontology annotation, molecular function: DNA binding; protein heterodimerization activity; structural constituent of chromatin. NCBI's taxonomy places the organism in Eukaryota, Metazoa, Chordata, Chondrichthyes, Orectolobiformes, Stegostomatidae. The record is from RefSeq and is a predicted model, not a curated record. The transcript has a single exon.